Molecule: messenger RNA, 379 nt
Organism: Xylaria bambusicola
Lineage: Eukaryota; Fungi; Ascomycota; Sordariomycetes; Xylariales; Xylariaceae
Exons: 2
Coding region: 62-253 (63 amino acids)
Source: RefSeq, a predicted model, not a curated record
GUGGGAUUUCCUUACAAAUUCGUUGGACCGGGCGGUCAAGUCAGUCCCAAUACUACAAGUAAUGAACCUUCUUGUCGCUCUUCUCCUCCUAGCUUUAGAAUGGCCUCUUCCUAGUCUUCCCAGAUGGACGCUAUACCGCAGUUGCGAAUUACGUAUUAUCACUUUCAUGACUGCAGCUUUCCUCGCUUUCUUUUUCUACCAAGCCACAAACGCGGCCAUUUAUUACGUUAUCGGCACCGCUCUUUAUAUCUAGGAAUAUAGUAAAAGUGAAAAGAAUAUUUAUCCCUAACGGUGGGAAGCGUGGUGAUAAGGGCCUACUAUAAAGGGAGAUCACUCCUUGCAGCAUAUAGUAGUAGCAUAGCUUAACUCCUUAAAUCUG